AUGAUGUUCACUUACACAGCCGGACUCACUUACUAUUUCUACUCCUUGAGCCUCCUUAUUUCCCGACUGAGAUGUCCAACAUGUCGGUUCAUCCAGAGACUCACCAGUUCUUACUACAAAGUACACUUCUCAUCACUCACCUCCCUCCAUCGGCCUGAUUAGUAUUUUGUACCAUCCUCCAACCUGUCUUGGAACAUCACCCAGACACCAUGGCCUCCAUUGACGACGGGCCCCCUUUCGGCCCCAUUGUCAACGGGACCAUGGUGGUCGUGUUCUGGGAGUAUCGCCCGAGCAACAUAGCCGCCUACUCCUUCCUUGGGCUAUUCGCGCUCGCCACUCUCGCCCACAUAGUCUACUUCUUCCGGCUCCGGGCCUGGGUCUUCAUCCCCUUUGUUCUCGGCGGAGUCUGCCAAAUCUUUGGCUACUACGAACGAAGCGAAGCCCACUCCGCCCCGCGCGUCCUCAGGCCCUGGAUCCUGCAGAACAUGCUCCUCCUGGUCUCUCCGCCCCUCCUCGCCGCGACAGUCUACAUGUCCUACGGCCGGAUAUCCAGCGCCCUGCUGUACGGCACGUACCGUCGCAAAAACCCACACAAAGACCGCAACUGCUGCACUCGUUGCUGCGUCAGCCUCUGCUGCACCUGCUCCCCGACAAAGGCCUACGUCCUCGUCGACAUCGUCGCCAUCUUCACCCAGCUGAUCGGCACGGUCCUCCCCGCCAGCGGCACCCCCGAGGCGCAACGCCUGAGCGUCAUUGUCGUGCUGAUCGGCCUGCUGGCGCAGAUGCUCGCACUGGGCGCCUUCCUGGUCUUCUGUGUGCGAUUGCAUGCGCGUCUGCGCCGGGACCCGGCGCGCUGGUCGAGGGCUAUGGUGGCGGAUCCCGCGGUGAAUUGGUUGGGGUAUUUUGUUGUCAUGGAAAUGGCGGGAGUGAUGUUGGUUGUCAGGAGCGUGAUGAGGGGCGUCGAGUAUCUGCAGGGGAUGGAUGGCUAUGUGGCCUCGCACGAGUGGUGUGUGUAUGUGUUUGAUGCGGUGCCCAUGUUGGUUGUCAUGGUAGGAUUCUUGGUCCUGUAUCCGCCAAGGUUGGUGAGGGAGGUAGCACACUUAGAGAAGAUCGAGCAGGGGGUGGGAGAGUGUGUUGAGUUGAGGGGAGGUUCAGGGGGUAGUGGCAGUGACCAAGGGAACGCAUAGGUGAGGCUCUCUUGGCCAACGCCGUCAGUCCGUUGGUUGAGGCCAGACAAGUCCGGUCUGAAGGUAGCAUCUGGGCCAGGACUUGAAUCUUGUAUAGGAUUUGA
Messenger RNA from Parathielavia appendiculata, 1291 nucleotides. Its product is annotated as RTA1-domain-containing protein. The record is from RefSeq and is a predicted model, not a curated record. Gene Ontology annotation, cellular component: membrane. The transcript is spliced from 2 exons. The coding region runs from base 210 to 1187 and encodes 325 amino acids. Lineage: Eukaryota; Fungi; Ascomycota; Sordariomycetes; Sordariales; Chaetomiaceae.